Durusdinium trenchii is the source of this 1947-nucleotide messenger RNA. Lineage: Eukaryota; Dinophyceae; Suessiales; Symbiodiniaceae. The record is from the annotation of a GenBank genome assembly.
AUGGCACGGCAGCACUCCGAGGCACGGCAGCAGCUGUCGGUGGUCCUGGGCAGGUUGCGUGGAUACUUCCAGCCCUGGCUGCUGGGUUGGUGGCCAAUGAGCAGCUACCCUUUGCUAUCACCGGAAGAUCCCUACUUCAUGCAAGCCGAAAUCCGCCUGCGAGUGAUGAUGUCGCAGCUGGAUGCUCUCCGGGCGCAGGAGCAGCAGCCCUCGGUCUACAAGCUCAUGCAGGACUCGGAGCCCAAUUCAAAGCUCAUCUCUUGGCAGGCGCUGGCGGACUUGUUGGUGGUGCAUCACCCAGGGACGGCGACAGGCAGGCCCCGAAACCCAGCUCCGAAGACCAUUCUGGAGCCGGUGGCCAAAGGCAUUGUGCCCCUUGCACCCCACUUUGGCCGCGAUGCGAGGCAAAGGGCCUGGCUGCUUCCCUUCAGUGGCUGUGGUGACACCGCGGGUGGACCCAUUCCAUGGAGUUAUGACUCCGGCAGUGAGAGCGCAGUGAGUUUCGGCACACCAGCGACUGGUGACGGAGCUCGGCCCUGGGCGCCGGCAGUAUCCAUCGGGUUCGCACCGUUUGUUCCGAGCGGGGCCGACGCGCCCCGGGCCCCGCCCGGCGACCGAGAGAGUCAGAGAGAUCAGGCCUUUGGGAGUGGUGAUCAGGCAAUCCUGGAUGCACCCGAAGGAAUGCCGCCCCGUCCGAAGCCACACCUGUCGGAACUCGGGAAGGGGCUCAUGUGCGGGCUGGUGGAGCUGGAAGAUGAGGACAGCCUGGUCGUUUUGCUACACCUGGUUAUCCCAGCAGCCAGUGUCACUGAUGAGUCUGUAAGCUUGCUGCAGAUAAACCCGACGGAUGCCUUGGUGACAGAUCACACUGACGAUACCUCCGUGAAUGAAGCCAUUGAAAGGCUGGCGGCACAGGUGCCAAUCAAGCCACCGGGCAUUGUGGGAGUUGUGUCGUACGAAGAUGAAGAUGGCCGGGAGGAGCACCGGAUGUUUGCGCCGCCUGCGCCGAGCUCAUGGGCCGACCCAAUGCCAUUGCUGGUUUUGAUCCUGCUGGCUCUCAGCCCGAUUGCGUACUACGAUUUUCCAGCGUUUUUGGUCGUCACGUCCUACUUGGCCGCCCUCACAUUCGUCCAGGUUCGGUUGCAAGAAGUGAUGGAUGUGGGCUACCCACAUCCAAACACCAUCUUGGCCAUGCACAUGCUCGCGUUGUGCUCGGUGACCAGUCUCUUCGCGAAGCCCCGGAAGGAGGAUGCCUUGCAGGUGCUGCCCAUCUCCAUGUUGAACGGGCUCUCACUCCUCACCAACAGCUCAGCCUUCUUGUUUGGAUCAGUUGCCUUUGUUUCAAUGAUUGCAGCCAAUGUGCCAAUCGUGACCUUGGGCCUUGAGCAGAUCAAAGAGAAGCCUGGUUGCAACUUUGCAUGGCUCUUCUUCGUCGGAUUGGUUUGCGCCGGCAGUGCGUGCUGCAUCCAGGGCCCAGUCCAUGUCUCCCUGGCGGCCUUCAUUUUAGCUACGUUCAGUACCGUGCUACGAGCAGCACGAUGCCUGUGGCAGCAUGAGUUGGUCUCCAGACAUUCUCCCUUGCAUUUGGCUUUUUGGAAUGGCUUUUGGUCUGGCAGCAUCUCAUUGUUGAUGAUGCUGCUCAGUGAAGGCUUGGCAGGUUGGAGGAGCCUUUCAACGCUCAGUGCCGAAGCGCAGCUCCGGCUUUGGGGUUCCAUUUUGUCCACCGUUUGUCUCUACAUCGCCCAGUGGUUUGCGAUGAAGGCUUUGGGGCCAUUGAUGGCCAGCAUUAUUGGCAACUUGAAUUUGCUCGUCGUCAUUGCUCUAUCAAAUGAACGGCUGCACGAGCAAUUCACUUGGGAGUUUCUGGGAGCGACGCUUUUGGCAUCAGGCACAUUUGCGAGCAGCAUGUGCAGCGCUUUGCGCCCAGUGAAGGACGCGACGACGUGA